Molecule: messenger RNA, 3171 nt
Organism: Hemisphaericaspora subhashii
Lineage: Eukaryota; Fungi; Ascomycota; Pichiomycetes; Serinales; Debaryomycetaceae
Product: ENA1
Exons: 2
Coding region: 1-3171 (1056 amino acids)
Biological process (GO): calcium ion transmembrane transport; intracellular calcium ion homeostasis
Cellular component (GO): plasma membrane
Molecular function (GO): ATP binding; ATP hydrolysis activity; P-type calcium transporter activity
Source: RefSeq, a predicted model, not a curated record
AUGUGGAAUAAGAGCUAUGAAAAUGAAAGCAGUGAAGAAUCGUCGGGACAACAGAAACAAAGUAGUAGCUUAUUAAGUACUGUCGAACCUUUUAGAUUGGAAAUUGCGGAUGUCGCAAAGGUAUUUAAUACUGACUUGCAAUCAGGUCUUAAUGACCAACAAGUCGCUGCCAAUCUUGAGAAGUAUGGUUUAAAUAGUUUAGGUAAAGAAGAGAAGAUCUCCAUUACGAAAAUUUUGGCUCAUCAAAUCUUCAAUGCAAUGGUUCUUGUUCUUAUUAUUUCCAUGAUUAUUGCUUUGGCUAUUAAAGAUUGGAUUUCAGGUGCUGUUAUCGCUUUUGUCGUGUUUAUUAAUAUCUUUGUCGGGUUCAUUCAAGAAUUCAAAGCUGAAAAGACUAUGGGUUCUUUACGUUCCUUAAGUUCUCCAAUGGCUAGAGUUUUAAGAAAUGGUAUUGAAGAAAAUAUAAAUGCCGAAGAAGUUGUCCCAGGUGAUAUUGUUCUUAUUAAAGUUGGUGAUACUAUCCCUGCUGAUUUAAGAUUGAUUGAUACUAUGAAUUUGGAAACUGAUGAAGCUUUAUUAACUGGUGAAUCAAUUACAAUAGCUAAGGAUCAUGAAGAGAUUUUCAUUAGUGAUAAUCAACCUGUUCCUGUUGGUGAUCGAAUCAAUAUGGCUUUUAGUUCUUGUGUGGUUGCAAAGGGUAGAGGUUCAGGUAUUGCUAUUUCUACUGGUUUACACACUGAAAUUGGUAAGAUUGCUGAUUCUUUGAAAAAUUCUAAAGAUACAAUUGUGGUAAAAGUCGAUAAAAAUGCUACCUUCAAAGAACAUUAUACUGCUGGAUUCAAAACUAUUUACAAUGUGAUUAUGAAUAUCUUGGGAACAAAUAUUGGUACUCCUUUACAAAGAAGAUUAUCUUGGUUAGCUAUUUUCUUAUUCUGGGUAGCUGUUGUAUUUGCAAUUGUGGUCAUGGGAUCUCAAAAGAUGAUUGUCAAUAAGAAUGUCGCCAUUUAUGCCAUUUGUGUUGCCCUUUCUAUGAUUCCUUCUUCAUUGGUUGUUGUAUUGACUAUUACUAUGGCUAUUGGAGCUCAAGUGAUGGUAACUAAAAAUGUUAUCGUUAGAAAGUUAGAUUCAUUAGAAGCUUUGGGUGGUAUUAAUGAUAUUUGUUCUGAUAAAACUGGUACUUUAACUUUAGGUAAGAUGAUUGCCAAGAAGGUUUGGGUAGCUGAUUUAGGUACAUUUAAAGUUGAUGGAUCCAAUGAACCUUUUAAUCCUACCACGGGAACUCUUUCUUUCAAACUGUUAUCACCAAAGGAAAUCGACUCUAUUGAUGAAGAAGAAGUUAAAUUUGAUCAGAAUGUUCCACAGCAACAUGAAUUAUUCAAAGCUUGGUUAACUACUGCAACAUUGGCCAAUAUCGCAAGUGUUCAACAAAGAGAAGAUACCGGUGAUUGGGAAGCUCAUGGUGAUGCCACUGAAAUCGCUAUUAAUGUCUUCACUACCAGAUUGGAUUGGAAGAGAGAAGAAUUAAUUGAAAAGGAAUCCUUGUCUCACAUUGCUGAAUUUCCUUUUGAUUCUUCAAUCAAAAGAAUGUCCACCAUCUAUGAAUCAACCAAGGAUGCUAAAACUGUAAUCUACACCAAAGGAGCUGUUGAAAGGAUCUUAUCUAUUUGUAAGUAUUGGUACCGCGACAAUAAACUCGUUGAAUUGACCCUUGAAGAUGUUGAUGUUAUCGAAGCUAAUAUGACCGUCCUUUCCUCACAAGGUUUACGUGUUCUUGCAUUUGCUCAACGUCAUAUUGUCGAUCCAUUAGCUGAAAACCUCAGUGAUAGAAAUGGUGUUGAAUCUGAUCUUACAUUUUUGGGAUUGAUUGGUAUUUAUGAUCCCCCAAGACCUGAAUCACGUCCUUCGGUUAAGGCAUGUCAUAGAGCGGGUAUUAAUGUUCAUAUGUUAACUGGUGAUCAUCCAGGUACUGCCAAAGCUAUUGCUCAGGAAGUUGGGAUUUUACCUCAUAAUGUCUACAAUUAUCCUGCUGAUGUUGUUCAAAGUAUGGUUAUGACUGCUAAUCAAUUUGAUGGUUUGACUGAUGAUGAAAUUGAUAAAUUGCCAGUUCUUCCACUUGUUAUUGCCAGAUGUGCUCCACAAACUAAAGUUAGAAUGAUUGAAGCUUUACAUCGUCGUAAUAGGUUUGUUGCUAUGACUGGUGAUGGGGUGAAUGAUUCUCCAAGUUUGGCCAAAGCUGAUGUUGGUAUUGCUAUGGGUAUGAAUGGUAGUGAUGUUGCUAAGGAUGCUGCUGAUAUUGUUUUGACUGAUGAUAAUUUUGCCUCGAUCUUGAAUGCUAUUGAAGAAGGUAGAAGAAUGAGUUCAAAUAUUCAGAAAUUUGUGUUACAACUUCUUGCUGAAAACGUGGCUCAAGCAUUAUAUCUUAUGAUUGGUUUAGUUUUCAUUGAUAAUGAUGGCUUUUCAGUUUUCCCAUUAGCUCCUGUUGAAGUGUUAUGGAUUAUUGUUGUUACUUCAUGUUUCCCAGCUAUGGGUUUAGGUCAAGAAAAGGCCCAAUCUGAUAUUUUAGACUUACCUCCCAACAAAUCCAUCUUCACCAAAGAAGUCUUGAUUGAUAUGUUUGCUUAUGGAAUCUGGAUGGCUGCAUGUUGUUUAGCUGCAUUCGUGGUGGUUGUAUUUGCAAUUGGUGAUGGAGGACUUGGUUCUGGAUGUAAUACUUCGUUUCAUGAAAGUUGUGAAUUGGUAUUCAGAGGUAGAUCAACUGCAUUUGCUGCAUUUACUUGGUGUGCAUUACUUCUUGCUUGGGAAUGUAUUCAUAUGAGACUUUCAUUCUUUAAGAUGAGACCUGAAUCGGAAAAGAAUUGGUUGGUCCAAUUGUGUGGUGAUUUAUGGGAUAAUCAAUUCUUAUUCUGGUCGAUUGUGUUUGGAUUCGUGUCGGUUUUCCCCGUGAUUUAUAUUCCUGUGAUUAAUGAUGUUAUCUUCCUUCAUGGUUCUGUGACUUAUGAAUGGGGUAUUUCGAUUGGGUUUACGAUUGUAUUCUUUAUUGGUGCUGAAGCUUGGAAAUGGUUCAAGAGAAUCUAUUUAAGAAAGGUUUAUUAUGUAAAGCAUGAUCCUGCUCUGAUUAGUGAUCCAUUCCAGAAAUAUGUUACAUUCAGUAAAGCAAACACAAUGGAAGUUUGA